AUGCCCGAUAGUAGUCAACAUUCAAAUUAUGUUGAAGAAAAUAAGGAGCAAAAAAUAGGAAAAAAACAUCACAACGGAAAUAUAAUUAAAAGAAUUGAAAAAAUGGAAGGUGAAUCAAAAUUAACAAAAAUAAAAAAAGAAGAAGGUAAUGCUAGAACAUUAAUUCAAGCUUGGUGUAAUAGAGCAUUCCAAAAAAAGGUAUCAGGACUUCGUGAAGAAUUUGUAUCAUUACGUCGUUAUGUUCCUAAAGGUAUUACAAUAAAAGCAUUUCUCUCGAAUCCAGGUCUUUGUAGAUAUAAAGAUGUCCCAACAAGUGAUGCCAAUAGAGUUAUAUUAAUUAAUAAAGGAGUUGAACAAUUUAUUCAUGCUAAUUAUACCUCGACACCAUUUAGCAACAAAAGAUUUAUAUGUACUCAAGGACCAAUGGAUUGUACAAUUUCUCAUUUUUGGUUAAUGGUAUGGCAAGAAGAAGUUGAAAAUAUUAUAAUGCUUUGUAAUAUUAUUGAAAAAGGGCAAAAAAAAUGUUCACAAUAUUAUCCAAUUACUCCUGGUACAUCAGAAACUUAUGAUGAUUAUACUGUAAAACUUGUUGAAUCAAAAAUUUUAUCAAAAGAUGCAGAUACAGUUAAAAAAAAUAUAAUAUUAUUAUCAAAAAAAGGUGAAACUGGAACGAGAACAGUAUUUCAUUAUCAUUGGCAGGAUUGGCCAGAUAGAGGUGCUCCACCAAUUAAUGCAACACCAUUCUUUAUUUUAUCUGCUGUCCGUGGAACAAAAAGACCUAUUGUUGUUCAUUGUUCUGCUGGAAUCGGAAGAACAGGAACAAUUGUUGCUAUAGAAUAUGUCUUGGAACGUUUUAGUUGUGGACAAAGUUGUGAAGCUAUGGAUCAAAUUUUAAAAGAUAUGAGAGAUCAAAGGGCAUAUAGUAUUCAAAAUGAAUAUCAAUAUAUGUAUAUUCAUCGUGUUUUAAUGUAUUAUAUAUUUGAAAGAGGAGGAAAAGUAACAAAUGAAGAUGUUUUAAAAAAUUAUAAAACAUUUUGUGAUGAUUACAAUUCAAUGGUUAAUAAUAUAUAA
Messenger RNA from Strongyloides ratti, 1071 nucleotides. RefSeq names its product Protein-tyrosine phosphatase, receptor/non-receptor type domain and Protein-tyrosine/Dual specificity phosphatase domain and Protein-tyrosine phosphatase, catalytic domain-containing protein. The transcript is spliced from 3 exons. Gene Ontology annotation, molecular function: protein tyrosine phosphatase activity. Gene Ontology annotation, biological process: protein dephosphorylation. Lineage: Eukaryota; Metazoa; Nematoda; Chromadorea; Rhabditida; Strongyloididae. The record is from RefSeq and is a predicted model, not a curated record. The coding region runs from base 1 to 1071 and encodes 356 amino acids.